Molecule: messenger RNA, 2373 nt
Organism: Anolis carolinensis (green anole)
Lineage: Eukaryota; Metazoa; Chordata; Lepidosauria; Squamata; Anolidae
Gene: decr2
Product: 2,4-dienoyl-CoA reductase 2
Exons: 10
Coding region: 53-1075 (340 amino acids)
Biological process (GO): fatty acid catabolic process
Cellular component (GO): peroxisome
Molecular function (GO): 2,4-dienoyl-CoA reductase (NADPH) activity
Source: RefSeq, a predicted model, not a curated record
CAAAAGCUUUCUUCUGUUUUGGCCUCUCGUGUAUCCUGUGACACUCGCACACAUGACUUUAUUCCGGAUUUCCAAGAUCCAGUUCCUUAGAGAAAGGCAAUAUUAUGCUGGCCGGGUUCCUUAUGAGAGGCCAUGCGCCAGGCGGGUGAUUGAAUCGUCCAGGGAGCCGACCAUGUCCCAGCCGGGCUUUGCUUGCCGGCCUCCUCCGGACGUCGAGACGGACGAUUGCCUCCAGGAAUAUACUUACCUCUUCAACCCCGACAUCCUCAAGGGCAAAACCGCGUUCAUCACCGGAGGCGGAUCGGGCAUCGGCUUCCGCAUCGCUGAGAUCCUCAUGAGGCAUGGCUGCCAAACGGUGAUUGCCAGCAGGAACCUCCAGAGAGUGACCGAGGCUGCCAAGAAACUGUCAUCGGCCACCGGCCAGAAAUGCCUGCCUUUGACCCUGGACGUCCGGCAACCCCAAGCCAUCAUGGCCGCCGUGGAUGAAUCCCUGAAGCAAUUUGAGAAAGUUGAUAUCCUGGUUAACAAUGCCGCGGGCAACUUCCUCUGUCCGGCCAGCGCCCUGUCCUUCAACGGCUACAAAACGGUGAUCGAGAUCGACACCUUGGGAACGUUCAACGUCUCCAAAGUCCUGUAUGAAAAGUGCCUCCGCGCCAAUGGAGGGGUGAUUGUAAACAUCACGGCAACGCUCAGCUACAAAGGGCAGGCCCUCCAAAUGCAUGCUGGCACAGCUAAGGCCGCCAUAGAUGCAAUGACAAAACACCUGGCGGUGGAAUGGGGUCCGGACGGCAUCCGGGUGAACAGCAUUGCGCCCGGUCCCAUUUUGGGCACGGAGGGGAUGCGCCGCUUAGCCUCUCCUCAGGCAGAGAGCAGCAACGUCUACCAGGAGAUCCCUCUCCAGCGGGCCGGGAACAAGACGGAGAUCGCCCACAGUGUGUUGUACCUGGCCAGCCCCUUGUCGUCGUAUGUGACCGGCACGACUCUGGUGGUGGACGGCGGCAGCUGGAUGACCACCCGGAACGACUUCCCCGCACUGUUGGAUUUUUGGACAACGGAAUUGAAAAGAGAUAAAUAAAUGAAAGAAGGCUGUCCGAACCAUCCUGGAAAAGAGGAAUCACAAACCUGUCUUGGCUGCAACAUCGCUUUGCACCAAACUGGCAACAGAAGGAUUUCAUAUCUGGAUAAUAUUCUGGUAACAUCAAGAGAGGAGAGCCAAAACACAUUUGUUAAACGAGCGGCCCAUAUAUGGAUGUGUUGCAACUCCCAUUAUCCUUUGCCAUUCAAACAGGGACGUGCAACAGUGGGAGGCCACUAAGGGACCGCCUAAUCCACCCCAAAAAAUGCCUCCAACAUCUAAGAAAUGGGGAGCAUUUGGGCCAUGUUGUAUCACCGUUUGGGCAUUCUGAGUCGAGGAGACUUUUUUUUUAAUCAAAAAGAGACUCCAAAGUCAGUGGCAUCCUUAGGGUUGGUGUCACCCGGUAUAGUAAGCCUCAUGGGCCUCCUCCCAUUCCCGACUGUAUUCCAGUGAUUUCCAGGGGCGCAGUGAUGGCACCUAUUAGGACACGGGGGCGGGCAUGGUAUUUGGGUGCAAAUCAUUGAGCUUUUGGCGUAACUAUACUUUGUCCAGCUCCUACUACAGUAGAGUCUCACUUAUCCAACAUAAACGGGCCGGCAGAACGUUGGAUAAGCGAAUAUGUUGGAUAAUAAGGAGAGAUUAAGGAGAAACCUAUUAAAGAUCAAAUUAGGUUAUGAUUUUACAAAUUAAGCACCAAAACAUCAUGUUAGACAACAAAUUGGACAGAAAGAGUAGUUCAAUAUGCAGUAAUGCUACUUAGUAAUUACUGUAUUUACGAAUUUAGCACCAAAAUAUCAUGAUGUAUUGAAAACAUUGACUACGAAAAUGCGUUGGAUAAUCCAGAACGUUGGAUAAGUGAGACUCUACUGUAUGGGAUUUUUCAACCCGGCAAUGCAUUGUAGGGCCUCCUAUUUCCCAGGCCUGAUAGUCCAUUAUAUUCUCAACCCUGAGGUUUUUGCUUCUGUAUGAUACACAGUGUUUUGCAAAAGACAGGCUGAAAACAAGACCAGCUUUCUGAUGCUGAUACGGGAAGUACGCUUUAACUUAGGAUUAGUUUAUUGUUUUGCAAACCCAUUUUAUUUUCUGUUUGCCUUCCCUGCACUGUUUGCCACCGGAGCCUUUUUUGCUUUGUUUUAUUUGUAUUGUUCCGUAUUGACCGAUCCAGCCUGACUUUUCCUGUAUCUAAUUGUUACGAUUCUGGGCCAAACAGGGUGAUUCUGCACUUUUUCUUUAGCCAAACCUCUCUUUUUUUUCAACUAAAAAGUAUUCCCCUCCUUGAAAUAAAUUUUACAAAUUUC